AUGCCACUCCUGACCUUCACCCUCCUGAUGCUGGGGGCCCCCCUGGCGCUGGCCGGCACAAGCUGCCUGGGGUACCUGGAUGAGAAUGACUCCUGGCAUCCGGGGUUUAGCUGCCAGCCCUUCACCUUCUGCUGUGGGACUUGCCACCGUCGGUUCUGCUGCAGGGACCUGAGCCUGCUCAUCUCUGAGUUUCAGCAGAAGCGCUGCUUGGGGUUCAGCCCCAAGGUCACGGCAGGCGUCGUCUCCGCCGUGAUCCUCUUUGUGGCCGUGGUCGCCACCACCCUCUGCUGCUUCUUCUGCACCUGCCGCUACCUGUCCCGCCGGCGCCGGCAGCUGCAGAGCCCCUUUGCAGGUGGGACAGUGCGGGCACGAGCGCCGAGGCGGGCGGGCUGA
Miniopterus natalensis is the source of this 393-nucleotide messenger RNA. Lineage: Eukaryota; Metazoa; Chordata; Mammalia; Chiroptera; Miniopteridae. The record is from RefSeq and is a predicted model, not a curated record.